GCGGCUUUGGCUGGGUGGGAGGGAGGAGAACAGAGCCGGACAGGGAUCCAGAGAUCCAGGAAUCCAGGGAUCCACAGCUGGCCAGGAUGGGACAAUUUCGGCAAGGACUGAUCCCAGCGCUUCUCUGUUAUAACUGAGUAGCCCUUAUGACCAACAUGAGCUGGAGCUUCCUCACCCGCCUGCUAGAAGAGAUUCACAAUCACUCCACCUUCGUGGGGAAGGUCUGGCUCACCGUGCUCAUCGUCUUCCGCAUCGUCCUGACGGCGGUGGGGGGCGAGUCCAUCUACUCCGAUGAGCAGAGCAAGUUCACCUGCAACACCAAGCAGCCGGGCUGCGACAACGUCUGCUACGAUGCCUUCGCGCCGCUGUCGCACGUCAGGUUCUGGGUCUUCCAGAUCAUCAUGAUCUCCACGCCCUCGGUCAUGUACCUGGGCUACGCCAUCCACAGGAUCGCCCGCUCGGCCGAGGAGGAGAAGAAGUUCAAGGGGUUCAAGAAGAAGAAGCAGUUUGCCCUGAACUGGCAGGCCGUGCGCAACAUGGAGGACGCCAUGGAGGCCGACGAGGAGGAGCCCAUGAUCUCCGACGACGCGGCCGAGCACGAGAAAGACAAGGCCAAGCCCAAGUGCAAGGAGCAGCAGAAGCACGACGGGAGGAGGCGUAUCCAGCAGGAGGGACUGAUGAAAAUCUACGUCUUCCAGCUCCUCACCCGGGCUUCCUUCGAGGUUUGCUUUUUGAUAGGGCAGUAUUUGCUCUACGGCUUUGAGGUGGAAGCUUAUUACGUCUGCAACAGGGUCCCUUGUCCCCACACCGUGGACUGCUUUGUGUCCCGGCCCACGGAGAAGACCAUCUUCCUCCUGGUGAUGUACGUGGUGAGCUGCCUGUGCCUGCUGCUGAACAUGUGCGAGAUGUUCCACCUGGGAUUCGGGACCAUCCGCGACGCCAUCCGCAACCGGAAAAUCAACAGCUUCCGGCAGCCCCCCUACAACUACGCCUACCCCAAGAACAUCUCCUGCCCUCCCGAGUACAACCUGGUCGUCAAAUCCGAGAAGUCCACCAAGAUCCCCAACAGCCUGAUGGCCCACGAGCAGAACUUGGCCAACGUGGCUCAGGAGCAGCAGUGCACCAGCCCGGACGAGAACCUGCCGGCGGAUCUGUCCACGCUGCACAAGCACCUGCGGGUGGCCCAGGAGCAGCUGGACAUCGCCUUCCAGAGCUACAGCAGCACCCAGGCCAACACGCAGCCCUCUCGGACCAGCAGCCCCGCCUCGGGGGGCACCGUGGUGGAGCAGAACAGGGCCAACACCGCCCAGGAGAAACAAGGUGCUAAACCCAAGGCCUCCCUGGAGAAAGGCAGCUCCAGCAGUAAAGACGGGAAGACGUCUGUGUGGAUAUAACUCCGUCAGGAAGGCGAGAGGGCAGAGUGAGCGGGGCUUUUAUUUUGGUUUGUUUCUGGUUUUCGGUGUUAUCUCGCGUUUGUUUUGCAGGGCACGAUUUUUGUGUGGAAGCCAAGAGAGUACAAGGAGUUUUGGACCAAUUUAAUGCUGUCUUCCAGUGCGUUAACAAAAGACAUUUCUUCCCUGUUUCCAACGUGUUCUCCAGCUGGGAACCUCCGGUGGGUGACAGGAACCUCCAGAGAGUAACAGCGAACCCCCCACACCUCCCAGCCCCUGGGUCACCAGCGGAGCCCCCGGCAGAGACUGGACAAUGCGCUGUGGUGGAAGGGGAGCUGCUGGUGGCUCAGGAGGGAAGAGAGGCUGACAGGGAUCAGCCACCCUCCUGCAUAGCAAGGCUCGAGUGCCGCAGGCCAGGCAGUGUUUAAUUACUAAAUACCCUUAAUCAAAUUAAUUUCUGAUCCUCUGGUAAGAAAACCACUGAAAUACUGCGCGGACCUUGGUGGCAGGCUCACAGCUGAUGGCCUGCCCGGGCUGGCAGAUGCCAAAGAAGGAUUCGUUGGAUGCUGUGAGCCAGAGCUGGCACCUGUGUCCGGUCUGGGGCAGGAACACAGCGACUGCCUCACACAGGGAGACCUAAAACCAGCACAGGGCUGAAGGUUUCAUCUUCUCUUCCUCUGCAUUGAAGCAAAAAUCUGCUCCAAACCCUCUGGAGCAGGAGUGAGCAGUGACAUUGCGUCCUACUGGUGCCUGUGUAGCACUUGCUACAGAUGUGAUGGGAAUUGUUGCAGUUUCAGAGUUUUUAACAAACUGCUGCUUCACAUCAUCAGAAAGUGCCUUUAUGCAACCAGGAAAACAAAAGCCUAAAGGUUUUAGGCUCCUUUACUUGCUGAAUUUUAAGACGAUCGGCGUCGGCAAAUUUGUUUUCCUGAUUAAUUGAGGAAAAAGCACUGUUGGCAAAUUUGUUUUUCUGCUUAAUCAAACCCUUAUAAAUAGUGGCAGGUGGCAGAGCUAUGCAUAGUGUGUCUCUGGUGUGUGUGUGUGUGUGUCCAUGUGUAGAUACAGACACGUAUGAACACGUGCGUGUGAACGUAGGCAUAGAGAGAUAGGUGUAAACGUAAAAUAUCAACCCUCUGCUCCUUCUAGAGCCUUCCACCUCCCCUGAGGAAACCCAGCUGCUCCAGGACUGGGGCUGAUCUCACCCUGGGGAUUUCAGCCUCCAGCCCCACCUGGGGAACUGGGAGGGGUCCCACACUUGCUGGGGGGGCUUUGCAGAAGAUCUGGCUUCAGUGGGUACCAGGACAAUAGCAGGAAGUUUUUCCUGAGUUUAUGAGGAAUUUUUUCAGCUGGGCUUGACUUCAGGGUGGUUUUCAUGCACUUACAGUACUUUGGGUGUGUGUUAAAAUCAAGCUGCUGAGCUGCAAGGUUCCUACUGUUCUUUGUCAGAGCAUGGUUUCAUCACCACCACCACAGGGAGCCCAGAGAGGCAGAGCCUACAAGAUCAAACCUAUUGCAAAAGAAGUAAAUUCUCCCUGAACACUGCACUCCCUGUGCCAAGCUGUUCCCUCGGGCUGUGCCAGGAUUUCUUAUCCAUGGGAUAUUCAUGGCUUCUCGCUGGACAUCACUCUCAUGUCCUUGAGAUCAGGCCCUUAAAGCCCUGAGGAUGCCUGUUCCACAAGUGUCCAGCCCUUUGGCCAUUCUUGGUAGCAGGCAGAGAAUUUGGAUAUGCCCUUCAUCUCCUGGGAACUUCAGCUGAGCUGUGUGAUGCAUUAGAGAGCAGUCCUGGAAGCAAAAAAAAAAAAAAAAAGUAGAAUUAAAAGGAAAGCAGAGAAACAUCCCAUGAAAUGGGAUCCAGCAGGAAAUAUUCAUCUUUGUGGCUUUGUGUAGCUGUCUGGGGAAUGCUUCCAGGCUUGUUCCUGGUCCUGCUGAAGGCAUUGGUAAAAUGCCUGGAAUGCUGUUUGCUCUUGCUUCCCCUCUCAAAUGGGGUGACUGGAGCCAGGAGGAGGAUCAGCACAGCAGCACUCAGUAGUGACAUCCAUCCAUCCAUCCCCUUCUGCUGGGAAUUUUGCAGGAAAGGCUCAGAAAGGUCACACCGUGUUGGUGGGGAGACAAACAUAUCCAGCUGCUCUGUUUGUCCUUGUCCCACGUGUGGGAAUGUGCUCUCUGCUGGCUGGGGACGUGCUGGGCACAGCAGGAGAGGCUGGGUGCUCACAGGGCUGCUGUCACCUGGAAAAAAUGCCUGCAGGGUCACAGCCCAGGCUGCUGGGGAGGAGAGAGAGGUGAUCCUGGGUGGAAAUUUGUUCCCUGGUCGCUGCAGCUGUCCAGGGCAUGAGCUUGUCCUCUACAUCAGUGGGACUUCUCUUUUAUUCCCAGCCCUGUGUCCCACGGGAAUCUGUGUGUAUUUAAAGUCAUGAUCCCAAGGGAAGGAUGGAAACUCUGAGGAUAACCAUGGCUGGAUGCUGCCUGGGUUCUUCUGAUUCCUUUUCCAUGAGCAACGAUACCGCAGCCCCAGAUAAACUCGUGCUUCCCACACGAUGCUGGAAGGCAGCGUGCCCUGCAGGAGCUGGGAGUUUGGAUUUCUCCUGCCCCUACCAGCGACACCUCCCUCAGCACCAUUCAUGGUCUGAGCACUUCCUGGUGACUCAGAUCUGCCCCUCAGUUCCUGCUGACCUGCAGAUCCCCCGUGAGUCACCACACCGGGGAUAGGAAUGUGACUCCCUCGCAAAUGCUCCAGGAAAAAAUCUUGGCAAAUGCCUCGCCGUGAGGAAAGCGGGAGGCAGAUUUUAAGCCAAAACCCCCCCAAACCUGGUCACAGAGACCUGAUCAACCCAUUAAACCCAGUCUAGACAGCAGGGCUAGCACCUGCUGCCCCAGCAAAACCCCAGCAGUGCCCAUGGGAGGAGAUUCCAGGUUCAGAGCAGGAGGGUGGGAAAAGACCAUGGACUUUGCCAACUUGCCACCAUCAAACAGCUCCCUCAAGGGUGACAUGAACCCCCUCUCUGCACCCCCAUGGAGACAUGGAGAAGUCUCAUGCCCUUAACCUCUGCAUAUUUUGUCUGUCUGGAGACUGUUUUCCCCCUCAAAUCUGCUUUAAGCUGAACACCUCCAAUCUCAUCAACCUUUCUCCAAGGGCUGCUUUUCUAGAGUUUUUUUCCCCGUUUGGACCAACACCAGCCACCUCACUCAUGUCUUCCCAGCAGCGUGGCAGUGCUGGUCCUCGUGCCAACUUCUCUCCCUGCACUCUGGUCCUCCCAAUCUCCUGCAGGCCUGGGGAUUGCUCUCCUCCCCAGAUGUGUGGAAUUCCCCAGCCAGAAUCUUCCUGCCCUCCUUCAAACCCCCUUUUUACUGUCACACGGUGAGCCCAGGGGGCUCUGAGUGACCCGUGGGUCCUGCAGAGGGUUUGGAUCCUCUUCCCAGCUGGUGUCACCCUCACAUCUCAUCCGCACACGCUGCUUUCCGCAGGGAGAGUCAAUAACUGCAGUAUUGACGAGUACCAGACCCAGGGCAGACUCUUGGGGGAUCAAUAACCCCCUUGUCGGGCAGGGACACAGGGUAACCACCCCCAGCCCUGCUCAGCCCUCAGGCCUGGAGUAGUUCCCUGCAUAACAUCCCUUCCCAAUGGGAGCUGAUCCUCCUUUCCCAUGUUUCCCAAGGACUCAAGCACAGGGGUGUAUUCCCAGCAGGAAUACUCUGGUGUCAGGGAUGCAAAGUUGCCUGGGAGGUCCCAGCCAGCCUGGAGGACACUGCUGAUCCUCUGAGCCUGGGCAGGAGGGAUCCCAGUUCUCCCAGAUCCCAUCUGGGCUGCACACAGGAGCCAGCAGGGGUCAAACAGCCCUAGAAACAGAAAAUAUUAUUGUUAUUAUUAUUAUUGUUAUUAUUAUUAUUAUUGCUACAUAUACUGAUUUGCUCACUUCCCCCUUCUUCCUCCACUCUGUGACCUAUAAACCUUUUAGGACGUUGGGUUUCACCACUGAGUCACUGCCACAAAGGUGACCAAAUGCAAUGAUGACUCUGCAGGAAUGACUCCUUUCAGGGCAGGAGCAACAGUCCCUUCCUUUAUCCUGUCAGUUGGGGCAGGAAAAGGAUAGAGCAGCAAAAUAUUUACAGCCACAAGCAAAAUCCCCACCACAACUGUUCUGAACUCAACCAGCAGCUCGAGGAAAUUAAUUUAGAGGGUGAAGUGUCAGCCACGGAAGAAAUGCCAAUGGUAUAAUUAAUGCUUUGCUUUUAUUUUUGUGUUUUCUCCAGGUAGCAGUUUUGUCCACACACAAGACAGGUUUAGCUUUGUGGCUGAACUAAUCAUAAACGUUGACUUUCUCGCUAAACUUGGUCAGAUAAAGUGCCCACACUUAUAUUUCUUUUCUUACCAUUCAGGGCCAGGAAUGUCCCACAAAAGCCAGAUUACCUUCUUGCUUGCAUUGCAUUCCACUGGGAAAUACUUGAACUUAACUCAAGGCCAUAACCAGUCUGUGCUGUUACAAAGUGUCUGGGAUAGGUUUCUUUUGUUUUGUUUUGGGUUUUUUUUUUAAAUUUUUUUUUUAAUGUACUAACUGUGUUUGUACUAGAAAUUUUUGGAGUAUGAGGUUGAAUCUGUAAGUAUUUUUCAGUGUAAAUGUUACACCUGGGCUGUAGUUAGAAUAUUAAACACUGGUCAAAAGGGAAAAGGACACCAGUCCAACUCAACUGUGGCUAUUCCACACCCAUUACUAAUAAAAUGGAAUAAAACUUACAUUUUGUUACA
Messenger RNA from Poecile atricapillus (Black-capped chickadee), 6132 nucleotides. It is a transcript of the gene GJC2, whose product is annotated as gap junction protein gamma 2. The record is from RefSeq and is a predicted model, not a curated record. Lineage: Eukaryota; Metazoa; Chordata; Aves; Passeriformes; Paridae. Gene Ontology annotation, cellular component: connexin complex. The transcript is spliced from 2 exons. The coding region runs from base 147 to 1394 and encodes 415 amino acids. Gene Ontology annotation, biological process: cell communication.